This is a messenger RNA of Triticum turgidum subsp. durum (durum wheat), 1557 nucleotides long. NCBI's taxonomy places the organism in Eukaryota, Viridiplantae, Streptophyta, Magnoliopsida, Poales, Poaceae. The record is from the annotation of a GenBank genome assembly.
AUGAAGCGUGAGCACCAAACCAGCACGUCCUACAACCCCCGCACCAUGCAGGGAUACAAGUAUCCAGUUCUCAUACACAAUGCAACGGGAAAUAGCUAUUGUCCAAUAACACUUGAUAAAAUUUGGUGCGACAACAUCGGUGUCUUGUCAUCUUCCAACAGUCCUCAUAUCCGUCGCCUCAAAGAUCUAUGUCUCUCAUUUGCCCUGUUCCAUCUUGUGGUUCGGCGAUACUUCGGCUACAGUUGUCCUGAAUCUAAGCUUGACAAGUCUCGUGCUCUUGUUCUUGAUGGGCUGCUGCAAACAGAACAAGACUAUGAAAGAGCAUUCCAAGUGAUCGAAGCAGAGCUUGCUUUUCUAUAUGACUUCUUCUUCACCAAGUAUGCUUCCAUUAUGUAUGUCGGUCAGAAGAUGUAUUGUGCUACCUCACUUGCCAUCACAGUAGUCUGUAUUGGUGCGGGUACAUGGGUUAUUAUUAUUUCAAACAGACAAGUUUCUAUUUUGGAUGAUCUUUUGGUCGAAACCAGCACACAAGACGUUGUCGUAACCAUAGCGGCCUUGGGUGGGCUGUCAAUAUUCGAACUGUUGCAGAUAUGGUCUUACUGUGCCUCUGACUGGGCGAAGGUAUCCUUUGUUUGUAAGUACGCAGCAGAUCCAUCCUGGCAAGGGAAUGCCAAUAUUGGGAGGCUUCUUUUGCUUCUAGGAAGACCUCACAGAUGGCUUCGCUAUUGGCGCAACACCAUUGGUCAGUACUCGUUCCUUGAUUUCUCUAGUUACAGUUGUUGGGAUCAGUUGAAGGAAUGCUUUCAAAGUAGAAAGACAGGCAGUCCUGUAGAGUUGCCAAUGGAGGUGAAGAAGGCAGUCGCACGGGUUAUCAAGAACUCAAUCAAUGGGCAUCUAUCAAAUGGAGCAUCGGCGUUGGUGAGACAUGGCAUGAGUGAUGAGCUAUGCUGGGCAUGUCAGACUGACGAUGAAUUUACUGUCACACACAGCAUACUGGUAUGGCAUGUCGCGACUGGCUACAGCGAGAUCUCCGAAACAUUCGCAGGCCCCAAUGAAAAUGACGUGCAUCCAAACCGAGGUGUUGCCACUAGCUUGUCCAAGUAUGUUGCAUACUUGGUAGCUUGUGCUCCGAAGUUACUACCAGGCCGUCCGAUAGUGUCAGAGUGUACACUCGACGAGCUGGAGAAACAAGCAAAAAGAACUCUUUGGGGACUCGUAUCGCCAAGGCAGAAGUAUGAAAAGCUUAGAGAACUGUACAAUGUCGUCGAUGAAGUUCCGUCAGAUGUAGCUGAUGCAACUGCGACAGAGGCAACAUCCGCACAACUGUUGAGCAAGGGUGUCAGGCUAGGGAAGUUGUUGGAGAGCUUGGAGAAUCACAUGAUCCGUUGGGAACUAUUGGCCGAUUUCUGGGCAGAGAUGCUGGUGUAUAUCGCCCCGUCUGAUAAUGUGGCUGGUCACAUUGAACUUCUUGCUGAAGGUGGCGAGUUUGUGACCCACAUCUGGGCGCUGCUUAUGCAUGCUGGCAUCCUGGAGCGGCCUGCUACUGCAAUACCCUAG